AUGUUCGUGGCCAGCUGCGACGACGAGUCCGCCGUGCUGUGUUAUUCGGACGGCGGCGCGGGCAGCGGCAACUGCAAGGCGCUCCGCAUGGCGGAGACGACCACCUCCUCCACCUCGAGCACGGAGACCACGGAGACCUCCACCACAACCGCCACGACCACCCCGCACACCACCACGGAGACCACCUCUGUCUCGGGGACCAGCACCACGUCCUUGCACACGACCUCGGCGACCUCCACCUCCUCGUCGGCCCACACCACCACCGUCACUACCACCACCGCCACCGCGACCACCAGCGACCCGGUGGAGGACUCGGGGAGCCCGGCACCUGGCUUGCUGGGAGCCUGCGUGGCGCUGCUCGCGGCGCUGGGCGUCGGGCUGCGUUGA
Messenger RNA from Prorocentrum cordatum, 387 nucleotides. NCBI's taxonomy places the organism in Eukaryota, Dinophyceae, Prorocentrales, Prorocentraceae. The record is from the annotation of a GenBank genome assembly.